Messenger RNA from Synchiropus splendidus (mandarinfish), 2335 nucleotides. It is a transcript of the gene kars1, whose product is annotated as lysyl-tRNA synthetase 1. The record is from RefSeq and is a predicted model, not a curated record. The transcript is spliced from 15 exons. Gene Ontology annotation, biological process: lysyl-tRNA aminoacylation; basophil activation involved in immune response; diadenosine tetraphosphate biosynthetic process. Gene Ontology annotation, cellular component: mitochondrion; cytosol; cytoplasm. Gene Ontology annotation, molecular function: lysine-tRNA ligase activity; tRNA binding; ATP binding. The coding region runs from base 140 to 1978 and encodes 612 amino acids. NCBI's taxonomy places the organism in Eukaryota, Metazoa, Chordata, Actinopteri, Syngnathiformes, Callionymidae.
CGCUAAAGGCACCACGCGGAUCUCGCGGUGUUUCCUCUAGCUCCCGCGCAGGCCCAGUUCUUUCUGGGUUCAACUCGAGAACAUGGCUGACGUGACAGAGGCGGACGGAGGGAAACUCAGCAAAAAGUAGGCCUGCUGAAUGUGGUGGCCCAGCAUGUUGUGCCUGGCCCGAGCCGCGCGGCAGCAGCUGUGUCGAGCCAGUGGGGUCAGGGAACAGUGGUUAAAAUAUACCUCCCCAUGCGCAGCUGCGGCACCGGCUCAUGUUUAUGGGGUCCGAUGGCGAGGUGACAAAAGUGAGCUGAAGAGGCGAAUGAAAGCCGAGAAGAAGGCUGUGGAGAAAGAAGCCAAAGUGAAAGAGCAGCUCCAGCAGAAGAAAGAAAGCGACGACACUCAGAACAACUGCAGCCUGGAUGAGGAGACCCUUGACCCCAAUCAAUACUUCAAAAUCCGCUCCCAGGCCAUCCAAGAACUGAAAGGCACUGCUGAGGACCCGUACCCGCACAAGUUCAACGUCGACCUGUCGCUCACAGAGUUCAUUGAGAAAUACAAUUAUCUACAGCCUGGAGAACAGUUGACAGAUGUUGUUCUCAAUGUGUCAGGUCGCGUCCAUGCCAAGAGAGCUUCUGGGGCAAAGCUGCUGUUCUAUGACUUGAGAGGGGAGGGUAUGAAGUUACAAGUCAUGGCCAACUCGAGGUCCUACAAGUCAGAGGAGGAAUUUGUGGCCAUCAACAACAAGCUGAGGCGUGGUGACAUCAUCGGCGUGCGCGGUAACCCUGGGAAGACAAAGAAAGGCGAACUCAGUAUCAUUCCCACUGAGAUGACCCUGCUGUCGCCCUGUUUGCACAUGCUGCCUCACCUGCACUUCGGUCUGAAAGACAAGGAAACAAGGUACAGACAGCGCUACCUGGACCUGAUUCUGAACGACUAUGUGAGGCAGAAGUUUGUGACUCGGUCCAAAAUCAUCACAUACGUACGCAGCUUCCUAGAUCAGCUUGGAUUUUUGGAGAUUGAGACCCCGAUGAUGAACAUAAUCCCAGGUGGAGCAGUGGCCCGUCCCUUUGUAACUCACCACAACGAGCUGGACAUGAAGCUGUACAUGAGGAUUGCUCCUGAGCUCUACCACAAGAUGCUUGUGGUCGGAGGAAUGGACAGAGUCUAUGAAAUUGGGCGCCAAUUCAGGAAUGAGGGGAUUGAUCUCACUCAUAAUCCAGAGUUCACGACCUGUGAAUUCUACAUGGCGUAUGCAGAUUACCACGACUUGAUGGAAAUCACAGAGAAAAUGAUCUCAGGAAUGGUGAAGAACAUCACUGGAGGAUACAAGGUAACAUAUCACCCUGAAGGUCCAGAGGGACAAGCCUACGAGAUCGACUUCACACCUCCUUUUAGAAGAGUGAGCAUGACACAUGACCUUGAGAAGGUGAUGGGAGUCAAAUUCCCCCCCACCGACAGCUACGACAGCGACGAGACUCGCAAAUUCUUCGAUGACCUGUGCGCUCAGAAAGGAGUCGAGUGUCCUCCCCCAAGGACGACGGCUCGUCUGCUGGACAAGCUGGUUGGAGACUUCCUGGAGGUGACUUGCAUCAAUCCCACGUUCAUCUGUGAUCACCCUCAGAUCAUGAGUCCUCUCGCAAAAUGGCACAGAUCAGAGAAAGGCCUCACUGAGCGGUUUGAGCUCUUCGUCAUGAAGAAGGAAGUGUGUAACGCCUACACUGAGCUCAACGAUCCUGUUAGACAGAGGGAGCUUUUUGAACAACAAGCUAAGGCCAAAGCUGAGGGGGACGACGAGGCCAUGUUUAUAGACGAGACGUUCUGCACGGCUCUAGAAUACGGUCUCCCGCCAACUGCCGGCUGGGGGAUGGGCAUCGACCGCCUCACCAUGUUCCUCACUGACUCUAACAAUAUCAAGGAAGUUUUGCUCUUCCCUGCCAUGAAGCCUGACGACAACAAGCCUGCACCAACUGAGGGAACACCUAUAUAAGGCUGUGUACUCUGGCCUGGUCAAGACUUGACCCGUCCGUUCUCAUCAGUGGAGUCUUUUAUCAACGUUGGUGUGUCUGAGGGUGUCGGAAAUGAAGGGGAGUACUAGAUUGCUGCCACUUGCUUUUGCAAAAACUCUUUCUGAUUUUAUACUUUUCUCAAACCUGUAUCAACCGUCUGGUGGGACGGACGUGUUUUAAUAAUGUCACGUCUGCAGACUCUUGAUUCAUCUGUGAAGGCCAUUCUUCCUACAAUGUCUCCUCACUGUCCUCCAGAUUAUGUAACUCAUCACAUACUUCAGGGUGAGCUCAUGACAUUGGCAACAAAUGGUGGUGGAAAAUAAAGUAUAUGGAUCGAA